UGUUUUGUGGUGAGCUCAGCCACAGGAAAUACUGCGUCUGCCGGAACCAGGGCGCCUCGGUCCGCUGCCAUCACCGCAGAUGCUCCCGCACCUUCCACUUCCCCUGCGGAAGAGAACGCGGCUGCAUCUCCCAGUUCUUUGGGCAGUACAAGUGAGUGCAGGCACAUGCAGGGCUGCAGGAGAGAUGGGGCAGGAGCUGAGCGGGUGAAGCCGCUGCGACAGCGACACCCCCGGUGUGCCAUCUGCAUGGAGGCAGUGGAGGCACAUCCCUGCUACAGUAAGCUACUCAAGAAAUUCCCAAAUGAGAGAGAUGUUGAAGCAGGAACAGUAGAAGGGGCAGAAGUGGAUGUGCUCAUGCUGCUUGCUUGCUGAAUACCAAAUGAAAAGUUGAUUUUGUUUCACCACACUCCCACCCCAGUGGCCGUCGCCGAACUGCCGCGAGUCCAGCUUGUGCUGUGUUGAGCUCGGCGUCUUCGCCGACCUGCAAUGCUCCUGGAAGGUAGAGAUUGUUGAUUGUGGGGCACAACCUCUAUCUUCCAAAUCCGUUCACGCAUGUUGGCAGAGUGUGCAGCAGAAGCGCUGCAGGGCAGCUCAGCUGAUGCGGCACACAGGAGGAUAGCGUCGGUGCAGCCCCAGGCGGUCCUGGCCCAGCAGGCAGCCAAAGGAGCCAGCACCACCAGAGCUGCGCUGACAGCUUCGUGCAGGAGGGAAUCGGGAUCCUGCAGCUGCAUCCAGGGGUCAUUGGGUGGCACAGCACUGGGGCCGGGAGCCAAGGCCUGGGCAGCCAGCAAGCAGUGCUCGUGAAUGCAGAGCCUGUCCUGCCAGCACGCCUCUAUGGGUUCUGGAAGAGAACUUACCUGCAGAUUGGGAAGAAGAGGGAACCUUCCACAAAGUCUAUGAGAGGCACAGCUCCUGUAAGGCCAGCAUCUACCUGUGCCCAGUGGGACGGCACUUCUCACUGAACAGGGGAUGAGUGUGCCUUAGUGCCCCAGAACCCAAUCCCUCCACCACGGCGCAGGCCUGAGCGGGUGCCGUCCCCCCCAGAAAUGAACUAAAGUUUCUCAGAGUAGGAAGGUGAGUGCAGAGCAUUCCUGCAGUGGAUGUGCCUCUGCCACGUGCAGGAGUCACCCUGCUCACGUGCUUGGGGUGAUAAUGCCCUGCAGGGUGCAGGCUGUGUGUGGGUCAUGGGUCAUAGCCAGCAGUCCUUCAUGAAGGAGAUGAACCAUUUAAGAAACUUCAGUUCCUUUUUUGACAAGGUUACCCACCUAGUUGACCAAAGGAAAGCACUCACUGAUGUGAUGGGCCAGCAGACGGCUGAUGGGCCGGGCCCCAAGGCUUCUAAAGAUGGGGAUCCACCAGGCUGCCAGCCCGAAACUGGCAGGGUUCCCCAAGGCUCCGUUUUCUGGACAGCUGUCUCUCACUUCUUCAUCAGUGAUUUGGGUGUAGGGCUAAAGUUGUUCUGAGCAAGUUUGCUGGUGGUACUGAAAUCACCAGCCGGUGAGGAGAGAGGAGCUGCUAAUUGCAGAGGGAUCUUCACAGAUCUGAGAGCUGGGCAAUUGACGACCGCGUGAAGCUGAACCGGAGCGAGCGUGAGGUUCUGCGGCAGGGAAGGGGCAGCCCUGGGGUCUGUACAGCAGAUGAGAAGCAGCAGGGGAGGGGCGGCCACCAGUACAGUUAGUUCCAAAGCGGUGCCAUGAGGGCCGUGGUUCAGAGCGGCACAGCCGCGAGGCGGUGAUCGCACUGCACUGUGUUGUGGUUUUUCCAGCCUUCCUGAUUCUGUGACUCACGCACUGUCCUACGCUCACGCAGUCUCUCCCUGCCUCACGCACGCACGCUCACACGUCACUCACGCCGUUCCCUGCCCCCUUCCGCCCCGCACUACAGUUCCCAUCGCGCCCUGCGCCGCGCAUGCGCGUUUGCCGCCUCCGCCUGCGUCCGGGAAGUGGCGGCGCCGCCGGGACGCCGUACGGAAGCGGGGCCGCGCCGUGCCGCGAGCCGCUCCGUUGUGCGGCCGUGAGGACGGCGCCGCUGUUAUCUCCUGGGCCUCCCCGGGGCCUGCGGGCGGUGAGGUCUCCGGCUGCGCGGAGCCUGUCGGCUGUGGAGACGCGGCGGAGGAAGAGUCAAGGGACUGAUCCUGGAUGAAAAUGGAGUGAUCAGAUGCAGUGUCUGAAGGCAUGGACUCAGAUGUGGACAAUCCAAAUCGUUUGUUGCAGGUUCCCCAGAAGAUGGUGUAAAGCCAGCUGGCGCAGCUGCUGCCUGUGAUCUCCGUGUGCCCAGACCUCAGGGGAGACCAUGGCAGCAGCUCAGGGAGCUGGAAGCAGCUCAGCUGGGCCCCCCGGAGCCCCUGUCUCCAUCCCAGGACACAGCAGCUCCACAGCAGUGGCGGUGUGGGAAUGGCAGGACGAGUUUGGCCGGUGGCGGCCAUACCGAGGAGAUGUGUGCAGAUUCAUUGAGCAGGGUUUCCAGGCCUCUCAGCAGAAGGGACGGCGUUCAGGAUCAGGGCUUGUCAGCAGCAGCAUCUCUUUGGGACAUGCGGAUGCUAGCUUGGCCCCCUAUGUCAUCGACAUCCCAAGCCUGACACAGUUCCGGCAGGAUACAGGGACGAUGCGGGCAGUCCGCAGGCACCUCUUUCCCAGGGACUCAGCAGCCGAGCAGGGCAUCGUCUGGGAGUGGCAGAACGACGAACGUGGCUGGUUCCCCUACGAGAUGAACGUCUGCGUGUUCCUGGAGCAAGCCCACGCCUCCAGGCACCAGAGGGUGGACCUCGGCCCCUUAGGCUACAACUAUGAGGUCGACCUGGUGGCUCAAGUGCAGACCAACAAGACCACGAGGUUCUGCCGCAGCGUUCGGAGGCGGCUGGACAAUCCAUACCCUGUGACGGCCGCCCCAGCUCCCCUUCACACGGGGGCGGGUUGCUCGUGCCAGCAGUGCUGGCUGAACGGUGGGACUGGCCCCAUCACCACGCGGUUCCGGCACUCCGUGACAAACUUCCCCAAUUCCUCUGCUGCACCUCAGGUUUCUGGUAGGACGACGUCAGGGAGUUCUUCCGGCGUCGGCUUUGUGCCCUAUAACAAACCUGCUUUGUCUGGAGCGAGGUCGACACCGCGACUCAAUGCGCAGAGCAGCUGGGCUUUGCCCCAGGCUGGAGGUGCUGUGGGCCCCAGCACAGGACUGUCCACUUCUAAUGGAGUCAGUGCUCUAAAUCUUCCUGUCAAGAUGUCCAAGCCCAGCAAGCUGAACCAAGCCUUGGCAGGCAUGACGGCUAUUCUGAUGUCAGCCGCUGGACUCCCCGUGCACCUCACCUGUGUGCCGCAAGCUGCCAGCACCCAUAAAGCCACUAAAAAACACAGCUCAGUUAAGGAGGGGAGGAAAGUGUCCAAGAAAGGCUGGUGGAGGAGCCUGGCUGCCUCUGCGAUGGGCCUGAUGAUGGCAGCACCAACUGACCCAGAAGCAGUGGUGAAGAAGUACCUGGUGGAGGUGAAGGGCACUCCUGCAGAUGAGGACUGUAUCAUCUGCAUGGAGAAGCUGGCCUCUCCUUCAGGUUACAGCGACGCUUGUGAAUGCAGAACAAUCAAGGCAGAGAUGGUCGGUCGCCUGACGAACUGCCAGCACUCCUUCCACAUGCUCUGUGUGCUGGCCAUGUACUCCAAUGGAAACAAGGAUGGCAGCUUGCAGUGCCCCUCCUGUAAGACCAUCUAUGGAGAGAAAACUGGCACUCAGCCCAAAGGCAAAAUGGAGGUCUCCACUUUCCCUCAAUCCCUUCCUGGCCACAGGGACUGUGGGACGAUCCAGAUUGUGUACCACAUCAGCAGAGGCAUUCAGGGCCCUGAGCACCCCAACCCAGGGAUGCCUUACACAGCAAGGGGAUUUCCUCGCUAUUGCUACCUACCAGACAAUGAGAAAGGCAGAAAGGUCCUGGAGCUCCUGAAAGUGGCCUGGAACAGGCGCUUGAUUUUCACAGUGGGCACCUCCAGCACCACUGGUGAGAGCAACACGGUGGUAUGGAAUGAGAUCCACCACAAAACAGAGAUGGACACAAACCUGAGUGGCCACGGCUACCCUGACCCCAACUACCUGGACAAUGUGCUGGCAGAGCUGGCUGCCCAGGGCGUCACCGAGGACUGCCUCAGAAAAUGAGUGGUGUUGAGGGGCUCAGCUGGGCUGUGCACAUCUCUGUGGCCCCCUGCCCAGGGGCCCACCCAGUGCACUUAAUCGUGUUGCCUUAAGUUCCUGUGUCUAACCAUCUGUCACCCUAAGCAAUAAUUCUGUCAUGUGGGAGUGCUGUGUACUCUGUACAGUCUUUUGUUUUUUCCUGGAGGGAAGCUAUUUUUGUAGAAAACGUGACUGUAUGUCCAGGUAGGGUUGGUGUCUGCAGCUGGGAGAGUGGUGGUGAGGUGACAGGGCCCCUUGUGAAGGCAGGACCCCAGUCCUGGUGCUGUCUGAGGUGACAGGAGCGUCUCUUCCGUAAGAGCACUUUGGAAAGAGGAGGGCCUCCCUCCUUCUCAUUGCAGCUCCUUCUGAGCAAAGCCUCCUGCCCCUGUAGCAGAUACCUGUAUCUCUUGGUUGUAAUAAACACUUCAUUUCCAUGGAGAGCUGCUGCUUUGCCUUCAUCCUGCGUGGUGGCUCAGGAUUCCCCCUCUGAGGGACUGGUCUGCUCUGUGGAGCUGGUGUCACUUGAUCCAGCCAGGAGAAGGGAGGGGAAGCUCAGCUCUGCUGGAGGACCCCGGCUCUCUGCAGGGGCAGGAUGCCAUGUGCUGAGCCCGGGAGCUUGGCUUGCUGUUUCACCCCUGCCUCCCCCCUUCCUGGAAGCAGCAGCAGCAGUUGUGGAGCUGUGCUUGUCCCUGUGGACAGCUGCUGGGGUUUUGUGCCUGAUGCAGCUCUGUGCUGUUGGCAUGGGGUGGUGCUGCAGGGAGUGCUGGUGCCACCGGGUGGUGACAGGCCCUCUGCUUCCCUCAUCCCUCUUGCUGCUGUGAUGCUCCUCUCUAUGCAGCCUCCCUCUGUCAUGCCCAUACGAAAAUGAAAGGAUUUUUGGAGACGUUAAGGGCUGGGGGCUUGUACCCAGUGUCCUUUUUGUCCUUGCACCCUUUGCUUAACCCUCUAAGCAUCAGCUACCACCCUCUGCUACACACAGGCUUUUUGGAGAGAAUGCUUGCUGGCUUUGUUUGGGGAUGCUGCCAAAGCAGGGUGCUCUUUUGAGCUAGCUGUGGUUUGCAGGGCUUUGUGGAAAGAUGAUGUUGUUCUGCCCUGUUUGCCAAAGGGAGGUUUCUAGUUCACAGCUCAGCUUUCUAUCCCCUGCUGAUGUCCCAGGGAGCAAAGCAGAGGGCUGAAGUGAAAAUUCUCAACAUGAAGCAAGAAUUUCCUGCUGCAGGUAGUUGGAGCCAGCCCUUGAGUGAGCGCUCCUGUACGUCAGUCAGCUGCAGCCUCCCCACAUGGCGGCUGUGUGGGGCUGGGUGCUGCCUUGUCAGCCUGACUCACACGGUGUCACCCACUGAGCACUGAAGGCACGGCUCUGGAGCGUCCCCAACAGCAGCUGCUGCUGUGCCUGGGUUUCUCCAGCUCCUCCCUCCCAGCACAGGGAAACUGACUGCAGCUGUGCCUGGUUCUGCCCUCCCCAGCUGGUCUGUGUAAUCCAUGGAUGUCCAACCUGUUGGCUUGCCUGGGCUGUGUUGAGUGAAGAAAAAUUCCUCUGGGCCUCAUACGAAAUAUAUAAUUGAGUUAACGUAUGUAAGUAACAAAACUUAUUUUUGUAUAUAUAUAUAUAUUAAUUAAAAUGUAAAAAACCAGCGUCAAAACCAUGAAGUUAGCCGGCUGCCUG
Molecule: messenger RNA, 5815 nt
Organism: Lagopus muta (rock ptarmigan)
Lineage: Eukaryota; Metazoa; Chordata; Aves; Galliformes; Phasianidae
Gene: DTX2
Product: deltex E3 ubiquitin ligase 2
Exons: 13
Coding region: 2293-4137 (614 amino acids)
Biological process (GO): protein ubiquitination; Notch signaling pathway
Cellular component (GO): nucleoplasm
Molecular function (GO): ubiquitin protein ligase activity; zinc ion binding
Source: RefSeq, a predicted model, not a curated record